GUUGUUUACUGCGCGGAGAGCAGCUGAAGGUCGCAGUGAGGUUCAGAUCUGAGCUGCUGUAAACAUGAAGGCGCUGCUGGGCUUGUGUUCGGUGUUUCUGCUGGUUCUGCUGGCUCUGACUGGAGGAUGCUCAGCACAGAUGCCGCAUCGAUGCCGAACUCCUCCGCUGCUGUCCGGCAGUAUGAGCGUGAGCGCUCGAGACGGGGAGGACUGGGCGGUUGUCAAAUAUCGUUACGAUGCUUUCGGCCAGCGGAUCCGUUUAUGGGAGUUUGGUCAAGUUCAGAGCAAAUCGUUCCAUGUGAACAUGCUGUUCCUGUUUCGAGAGAGUGUGGUUUACACCAUCAGCUACAGGAACCGGACGUGUCAGAAGAAUCCUCUCCAAGCCUCUUUCCACCCCUCACACAUUCCCCAUAAUGCCUCACUGCUGUCACAGGUGGUUCUGGGAGGAUCGUCGGCGCCCGGUGAAGGGCUGCUGGUCAACACCUGGACAGGAGACGUACCUCAGACUGGAGGUAAAUAUCUGGCCACAGUCACAGAGUUCGGUUGCAUCCCGGUGUCGACGCUUUACUACACUGAAAAGACUGGUUGGAUCGUCACAACCUAUUUUAAUGCGGUGAAGGGGAUCGAGGACCCGGAGCAGUUCAUUCCUCCUUCGUUCUGCUCCGAUGCAGAUACCGAAGACGAGGAACUCGAUUUCUUCAGCGCCUUUCUCUGAGGAAUCUGUGUUUAACGUGAUGUAACUGAAAUAAACAUUUGAUUAUGAUUUUAACCAUUCUAAACCUAAACCAAUGAACACUUUCAGAAUGCUUUUGUUGUUACAUUUUAAAUGCUGUUGCUGCUCUUUGUGAUUUGCACAUUUAAUGCAUUUACAAUCUAAAGCACUUUCAUCACUUACAAAAGGGAAAAUAAACUUUUUUUCACAAACACUAAA
Onychostoma macrolepis is the source of this 931-nucleotide messenger RNA. RefSeq names its product ependymin-like 1 (gene epdl1). The record is from RefSeq and is a predicted model, not a curated record. Gene Ontology annotation, molecular function: calcium ion binding. Gene Ontology annotation, biological process: cell-matrix adhesion. The transcript is spliced from 6 exons. Gene Ontology annotation, cellular component: lysosome; extracellular region. Lineage: Eukaryota; Metazoa; Chordata; Actinopteri; Cypriniformes; Cyprinidae. The coding region runs from base 65 to 715 and encodes 216 amino acids.